AUGGCACUAAAGGAUGCCGAAGCCGCCAAGGAGCGCUACCGGUCAAUGGAGGCCGAGCUGGAGACCAUGCGCAACGAGCGCGCGACCGAGGCUCGCAGUCGUAAGGUGGAGGAGGAGAAGAUGAAGGCCCGAGAGGACGCCAUCACCUGUCGUGACGCUGAGUUGGAGCAGUUGGCGAGGGCGCAGGCCGCAGAGCGCAGCCAUCUGGAGAAGCUCGAGCGGGAGGUGGAGGCAGAGAAAACCCAGCUGGAAGCCAAGGCGAAGGUUCUGGCUGAGGAUCACGCGGCCUUGAAGUCCCUUGAGGAGAGAUCCCGCGAGGCGCUGGGGGCACUCUACGAGAAGGGCUUGGAGAAGCCACUGGUGACAGACGACGAAGGCCCCGCUCAGCUACUUCCUUACCUUGUCGUGGUGCUGGAGGUGAGCUGCUCGAGCCCGUGGAGGAGGAGCGCUGCACAGCUGCUGCCGCAGCCAUGA
Aegilops tauschii subsp. strangulata is the source of this 474-nucleotide messenger RNA. The record is from RefSeq and is a predicted model, not a curated record. NCBI's taxonomy places the organism in Eukaryota, Viridiplantae, Streptophyta, Magnoliopsida, Poales, Poaceae.